This is a messenger RNA of Funneliformis geosporum, 3039 nucleotides long. The record is from the annotation of a GenBank genome assembly. NCBI's taxonomy places the organism in Eukaryota, Fungi, Glomeromycota, Glomeromycetes, Glomerales, Glomeraceae.
AUGAAUGCAGAUAAUCUUUCGAAAAGACGUGGCAUAGCUCCCGUCAAAGCAGAAUUUAUUAUCCGUAAACAAGAGGUAGAGUGUGAAGAGAGUGUUGCACAGCCUGUUUUUGGUGAUGAAGGAGAGAAUUCUAGAAAUGAAGAUCCAGUAAAGAAGAAACCUCGUGUUACAAGAAAGCGAGGGCAAAAUAAGGAACGAGCAAAUAAAACAUUUGCAGAGCCAAUUCGCUUGUGUCAUAAAACCUCCUUAAAUGAGCAAUGUGUCAAUGAUCUUUGCAAGUACAGCCAUGAUCUAGAAGCAUUUUUAAAAAUCAAAGGAGAGGAUCUAGGCGAUAGAUGUGUAAAUUUUGAGAGAUUUGGAAAAUGUCGGUUUGGAUACAAAUGUCGUUAUUUAAAGGCUCAUUUGUCACCUGAUGGAAAGUUGAUUGAAAAUGAAGAAGCAUCUUCUAGAAUACUUGUUGAAGAAAAAAACAAUCAAUCGAUUAAUAUUCAAAAACAACUCAGGACACACACGUAUAAAUUUCCUAGAGCCGAUGAAUACCUUGCAGAAAUGAGACAGGAAAUUGAACAACAGAAAAAUUUAGAAAAAGCAAAUAGGCAAGCAAGAUUAAAUCUUGAUGUUAAACUUAAUCAGCCUUCAGAAGAAAUCCAGGAUAAAGUAGAGGAUACGAACGAAAGUAAUAUUUUGAAAAUUGAAAGUCCUGACGAAAUCAUUGAUUCAAAAGAAGAAAUUACAAACGAGAGGAAAAAGAGGAAAAUUGAACAUAAUGAUUCUAAUAGUGAAGAGAAGGGAAAUAUUGAAGAAAGUAUUGAUACAAAAUCUAAAGAGGAUAUUAAAAUAGAAGAAUUUAUAGAAUCUCCAGAUGUGCCAUUACGUAUGUGUGAAAAGAAAAAGAUAACAUUUAAAAACAAGCUAUAUUUAGCACCGCUUACAACGGUUGGAAAUUUACCUUUCCGACGUAUUUGUAAAGAAUUUGGAGCUGACAUAACGUGUGGUGAAAUGGCAAUGGCAAUAAACUUAUUACAAGGACAGCAAAGUGAAUGGGCCUUAUUGAAAAGGCAUAUUAGUGAAGAUUGCUUUGGGGUUCAAAUUUGUGGGGCAAAAGCUGAUCAUCUUGUAAGGUGUGCCGAGUUGUUAAAUAAUGAGAUUGAAGCUGAAUUUGUUGAUGUAAAUCUGGGAUGUCCUAUCGAUCUGAUUUUUAAUAAGGGAUGUGGAAGUAAACUAUUGAUGCAUGAUGGAAGAUUAGGAAAAAUCCUUAAGGGGUUGAAUAAGGUUAUGGAUAUUCCUGUAACAGUGAAAUUGCGUACCGGAAUAUUAGAUAAUUCGCCACUUGCGCAUAAAUUGGUUCCUAAAUUUCGGAAUUGGGGAGUUGCAAUGGCUACGUUACAUGGUCGUUCACGUCAGCAAAGAUACACAAAAUUUGCCGAUUGGGAUUACAUUUCUGAAGUCGCUCUUCAAGCAAAUGAAAUGGCUUUCUUUGGCAACGGAGAUGUAAUGGGAUAUGAAGAUUAUUACCAUCACGUUGAAAAAGAUCACGUUGAUGGAAUCAUGAUUGGACGUGGAGCUUUGAUUAAACCCUGGAUUUUUGAUGAGAUCAAAUCUAAACGGCAUUAUGACAUUUCAUCCAAGGAAAGAUUUGAUAUAUUGAAAAGAUUUUGUGAUUACGGAAUGGAGCAUUGGGGCUCUGAUACAAUUGGAAUAAAUUCAACCCGACGAUUUUUAUGUGAAUGGAUGAGUUUCUUAUAUAGAUAUAUUCCUGUUGGAUUACUUGAGGUAUUGCCACAACGUAUAAAUGAACGUCCACCUAUUUUUCAUGGUAGAGAUGAAUUGGAAACAUUAAUGGCGAGUCCAAAUAGUAAAGAUUGGGUUAAAAUUAGUGAAAUGUUAUUAGGACCUGCUCCUGAUAGUUUUUCAUUUGUACCAAAACACGCUGCAAAUUCUUAUGAAGUUACUCUCAAAACAUCAAAACUGUUAAUACAACUUAUUUUCAAUAUCUUAACAUUUCAUAAAUCUUUUUGUUACUCUGGAAAUCGAGUAAUGGAAGCCGCUGAGUGUGACGGUGCGAAUACCGUCGAGGAGGAAAAUAUUGAGUGGGUUCACGGUUCUUCUUUACCACCUCCCGCAAAGCAACCAUAUGCCUUUAAAAUCGCUAUCAAAAUACCAAUAAAACAAAUCUAUUUUAACUCCAAAAGUCGGUCAAUUAACUCGGAUAUUGAUGGCAAAAUGUUUCUAUUUUUACAUGAGAAAUCCCAAGAAGUUUCGAUUUGUUUGAAUAACAUGAAAGAUGAGAUUUUAUUUGGAAUAGGUGCUGUCAAAGAAUUUAAAAUUACGAUUGAUUACUCGAUUAAUUUUCGGUUUAAAUCCGACUUUGUUAAAUCUUAUUAUUCUCAUCCGGAAGGAUAUCCUUACAAGUAUAAAGGUAAUACAAAGGACAACGACCCCACGGGUGGAAAGUUAACCGGAAUUUCUUGGAUUUCCCUCAAACCGAUUGGCACCGACAUUAAGCAUUUUAAUCUUGUGGAAAGUACGGUCAAGAAGAUGAUCCAGCAGGCAAAAUACCCAAGGGAUGACGAUGUUGUAAUUAGGAGAAGAAAUAACGAUAACUAUAAUAAUUCACGACCUCCUAAUGGAAGAAACAAAGUACAUACAAUGACACAAAACAAUCCUCCAAGUGGUCCUACAAGUGACCCACAAGAUGUAAUGCCGGUUUGCUAUAACAAACCAAUAAGAAAACGCGAUAUGUAUGUUGUUUGUGUUUGCCCUUCCCAUAAACGCGCGAUUAUUUAUUCAUCUGAGGGUAUAUUUAGUCAUUUCCAAUUUAUUAUUAAACAACGAUUCGGUUGGAAGUGGGAUAAGAUGUGGUAUAAAAAUAAAUCGGGAGUAUGGACGGAACUCAGCAAUGAAGAAGUUUGGGUCAUUGUGAAAAAACAAGUCGUUGAUAAAGCGAUUCCAAGAAUCGAGAGAUGGCGCAAUUAUUAUUUUUUCCUCAAAAUUUCAAAGCCCAAAAUAAUUGAUUAUCAUGGAAAUUUAAAUGAUUGA